AAAACUCUGGUACCAGGCAGCAAGACCCGACAAACACCCUCCUCGAUUAGGAUAUUCUGCUCGAAAGAAGAGUGAUCGCCUCCUUCCUACUAUAAAGCCAGCCUCACAAUUUCUACCGACUUCUCAAUCUCUCUUCCUUCCUCUCCCCCUCCUCACCAUCGACAACAACAGUACGAACAACCUCCUUCCGUCUGCGUUUUACCAGCGCUCCUCCCUGUUUUCCAUCGUUUUUGUCGUUUAGCAACGUCUUAAAACCCUUCUUGCCAAAUUUUGGCUAAAAUCUGCGAGUUCCCCUUCUGCUCCCUUCAGAUCCGCUCCCACCUGCUACUCUCGUCCUCGAGACGCCCGCUUUUUUCUUCGCCUCCUCCUUGUUCCUUCCUCUUCCUCUCUGCUCUCGUACAUGAGCAAUGCAUAAACCAUCGUCACUUGUGUCCAAGAGUACAAAGAUCUCUGGCACAGCCAACCGAGAGAACGUUCCUCCCUCGAGGUCUUCUCGUGAGAAGAGUGCUCCUUCCUCGGAGGACUACUCCGGUAAUGGCCCAACUGUCGAGCCCUUGAAUAUCAGCUCGGCCCGAGAACUUGAUGAGCUAGUUCGUCUUAUGCUCCCUGCUUUUGAGGGGCGCGAGUCAGAAACCAACUGGAACGCACGUGAGCGCCAUAUCAACACUCUUCGGAGACUUACUCAGGGCAAUGCCCCAUCUUCCUUUCCGACGCAUUUUGUCAACACGAUCAAGAAUAUUUUGGAUGAUAUCUUCAAGGUUGUCAAUUCUCUUCGUACGACCCUCUGUACAACCGGCUGCAUCUUGUUGCAGGAACUCGUCAGGAGGCUCGGCCCUAAAGCUGAUCCCUGGAUCGACAUAAUGCUUAAUAAUCUUCUUAAACUUUGUGCAAACAUGAAGAAGCUCAGCUCCCAAGCUGCGAAUGAGACCAUCAUCGUUGUGAUUAGCAAUGUUUCAUACUCCACGCGCCUGUUGACUCACAUCGUUAGCGCUGCAACAGACAAGAAUGUGCAGGUUAGACUGCACGCAGCGAGCUGGAUGAGAGAAGUCAUCCUCAAACAAGCACACAACCCUGCUUCUAUCGAGCACGGUAAUGGCCUUGGUAUUUUGAAUCAGGCUAUCAGGAAGGGACUUUCCGAUGCCAACCCCGGCGUCCGCGAGGCUAUGCGUAAAGCUUUCUGGACUUUUGCCGAGACGUGGCCCCAAAAGGCUCUUGAAACUUUGAACGAUUUGGACCCUAAGUCCAGGUCACUCUUGGAACGUGACCCCGCCAACCCAUCUGCCAGCACCCGACAGACUGCGGCGGCUUCUAACACCGGUGCUGGCAUUCGGGCUACAGCGACCCGCAAUAAAACCACCGGACGCACCACUAAUACUACUACUACUACUACCGGACGUACAACUAUGACUCGUCCUGCCACUGCUGCUGGGCACGCCUUGGCUUCCGAGUCUACUGCCUCUACUCGUUCUGCUCCCACUCGCCCUGCUUCCUCUGCGGCUCGUCAUGCGAUCAGCGCCCCUGAUCGCGUUUCAAAGUCUGAGGCUUCGAAUUCGAGUCGUUCCGCCAAUCUGACCCGCGGUACCGCUGCCCAUGGUACCGCCACAUCCCGCAGCGUAGUUACUUCUGCAGCUACAGCAUCCGGUACAACUAAAUCUGUAUCCAGCUCCAACCUAAAGACUUCUUCUCUGUCGUCGGCGCCUCUGCGCCCGAAAAUCAAGCGCACUGAACAGCCUCAUACCGCCCCCAACCACGUGGGACAGAAAACGGCAACUUUGGCUUCUACUAUAUCUCGCGUUCCUCAGUCUCCUAUUUCGAAGCCUUUGCGGAUGCCUUCUACUCCUCCUUCUCAUAUAUCUUCUCCUUCGAUUUCAUCGAAAGUGGGAAGUGCCCGUUCGAAAAUACCUGUCUCGCCGCGCAUGGCGUCCACAAUGAGGGCGACACCUAAGACUGACGUGUCCUCACCGUCUCCUGCUUCAAAUAAGGGCCUUUUCCAUUCUAAGGUUCCUAUUUCACCAGGGAUAGCGACUGCUUCGAAGUCGAGAGACGCGAACAACUCUCGUCGUCCUAUGAGACCGGCACCCCUUGACAUGAGCAAGAUAACAUCUCCAGCUUCUUCAGUUUCGGCCAUCGGAAGCCCAUUGGAGCUUCCUUCACCUCUCAUAUUAGAUGCCACUGACGGCGGCUUUCCUCCAAACAAUCGACAAGGACAUAGCAACAUUGUCGAAACUUCUGCAUCUCCCCACAAGGGCAACCUUAUGUCUCCUCUUCCACUCUCCUCGCCGGCUCUUAUUUCUGAACAGGUUGCUGAAGAAGGUGUGCCCUGUGAUUUGAAUAUUGAAUCUCUUACUCAAUCUUACAACGAUGUCGAUCCGGAAAAUCGUAAUCUUCCUUCACAACCGCAAUCGCUACCGGCUCCUGUCCCGGGACAGGCUGCCGAAGAGGUUUCCGCUUCGACCGAACCACCGUACUCUGCGUCUGCUGUUUCUUCACCAAAAGGUACAGCUAUCUCUCCUAAUUCAAAGGCCCCUUCGCCAAACAGCAAGAUUCUCAUACCCAUUGAAAAUGCCUCCUCUCCUAAUAGCAAGAAUUCGUCGCCAACUCUCAAAGCGAACCACGCAAUUUCUUCGCCUGACGUAAAGGCUUCUUCUCCUAAGAGCGGUGCCUCUUCUCCCGAGGUUAAAGCUUCUUCUCCUAAGAGCAGCGCCUCUUCUCAAAACAAAGUCUCUCCGAGAACUGAACCAUCUGCUUCGCCUAAGUCCGCUUCUACGAAACAGACUUCCGAUAAAGUGCCAUUGCGCAGAGUCAUUGCAGGCAGACUUUCUAUGGCACAACUUAUAUUUACGGACGAUACUGCUCAUCGUCGAUGGGUGAAAAUUGAAGCUGCAGCUCAUCGACGCGCUAUAAUGCCGAGAACUAAAGAUCCGGAAGAAGCCCGUCAGCUACUUGCCAAGGGCAUUACCGGCAUUCGCAACCAAACUAUCGAUAUACUUGGCUACAGGCACUUGCAAGGAUUGAUUGCUGCCCAUGACAGAUUCUUCAAGGAUGAACCACUGUAUGACGAGUUGCUGUUUGCUUUGUUUGAAGAACUCGAACGUCCCACGGAAGAAAAGACCGAACCACUUGGACGACCAUUCGAUAUUAAAACUCAGGUCCUGAUGACCCUCCGUUUCAUGUUUCGUUAUGGUCAACUUUACUUCAAGGCCUUUUAUCCCCGGGCAAUGGCGGCACUUGUGAACACCAGGCGGAAUUACGACGAUAAGGCCCAUAUUGUGAGCGGUCUUAUUAAAAGCGCUUUCGACAUUGCCGAAGUUUGUGAUCCUGAGGACGUCGUCGAAAGCGUCCUAGAUUUCAUCGAUUCAGAACGCUGUCAUGCAGAGAAUCGUAUCGAUAAAUUACUUCAGGAUCCUGUUACGAAGACAAAGUGUGAUCGGUCAAUGCUCUUCGGGAUCCAGAUCCUCGGCCAUCUGCUUUGGAAAUACGAUAACAAGAAAGUCUCUCCUCCUCAGCAGUUGAUUGAACGCAUUGGGUGGUUCGCCGGAAAAAAGCUCAAUGAUGAGCAGUCGCCUGUCCGACAAGCUGCUAUCGAUCUCUGCUUGCAGCUAUACACCCAUGUCAGAAACGAGCAGCGUUUCUUUAAGAUCCUUGGCAGCCCAAGGGAGACGUACAAGAACCUGCUCACCUACUACAUCGCGCGCUUGGAAUAAGCGCGGGGUCGGCUUUUUUGGGGUUGUAUGUUUUAUUGUUUUCUUUUUUUUUUUUUUCAUUGUUACUAUCAUGUAUUUCAGCGCUUGCAUGAUUAGGUGUUGGUUGUCGUUCGUUUUGGGAGGGGAUUGGGUUGGCGUUUGGGUUGUUUUUUGGGGUUAUUAUUAUACCACUUUUAUUUUUCACGCCCCAGUGAUGUAUAUAACUUGUUUGUUCAACAUCACUGCACAAUGAAUGGUAACUAUUAUCAACAUAUUGGCCUUGUCAAUGGCUUUGACAGCAACAGCUUUUUUUCAAUUUGUAUAGUGUAUCUAAGAUAUAUU
Messenger RNA from Monascus purpureus, 4025 nucleotides. Lineage: Eukaryota; Fungi; Ascomycota; Eurotiomycetes; Eurotiales; Aspergillaceae. The record is from the annotation of a GenBank genome assembly.